AUGGCUUCAUUAUUACAAUCGCGGGUACCUUCAUGCCUAGCAUGCCUACGCCGGACAACUAGUAGUUUCGGCGACGGACUGCUAUUCUCAGGCAGCCAGCAGAUCCGAGGGAAGAAGAAGCUUGCAAAAGAAAAGGAUCAUAAUGUUACAAUUCAGUUACUGAAACCUGUCAUAGGAAUUGGCAGAAAGGGCAAAAUUGUCCAAGUUCCCCCCGGAUUGAUGCGAAAUAAACUGUAUGGCAGAGGAUUUGCUGUUUAUGUGACACCUACAGGAUCUGAACAAGUUGGUUCGAGGAAAAAUGUCGCUCUUCCUGAUAGUACUUUUGGAAAGCGCAAAGCCGCCAGAAUAGAGCCAGUGCAAGAUCAGAAGAAGGCAUUAAAAUUCCUCAGCGGAGAGCGUCGACUGAAUAUCAAGAAAGUGGUUGAGCUUGAAUUGCUGAGCCCCGAACGCUCCACAGCUAUCUUAGCCGAUUUGAUACCACCUUAUAUAGACUUCUUCGAGACGGCCAUUACUGUUGCUCCUCUACCGGUAAAGAAGGUCUCACCAUCCCUAGCGUCAUCUUCUUCAAUAUCCGCUGCAGCUUCAAAGAAUAGUACAGGGAAACCAGAAAAGGUUCCCAUCUAUGGAUCGGUCUCAACUGCGGAUAUAGCCGCAAAGAUGAAGACCAUCUUAGGUCAGGACUCGGAAGGAAAGCGGGUUGUAUUUGGGCCGGAAGAUAUUAAAUUUGUUCAGGAGACGGAAGAGAAAGACCGUGUCAAACAUUUGGGUAUUUAUGAGAUUGAUAUACAACUCAGGGGAGCUCCUGAGGCUGUUCGAAGGUCGAUCAAAAUCAAUGCUCAGGAUUAG
This is a messenger RNA of Botrytis sinoallii, 846 nucleotides long. RefSeq lists its product as uncharacterized. Bases 1 to 846 code for a protein of 281 amino acids. Gene Ontology annotation, cellular component: ribosome; mitochondrion. Gene Ontology annotation, biological process: translation. The transcript has 3 exons. The record is from RefSeq and is a predicted model, not a curated record. Lineage: Eukaryota; Fungi; Ascomycota; Leotiomycetes; Helotiales; Sclerotiniaceae. Gene Ontology annotation, molecular function: structural constituent of ribosome.